AUGGCUGACCCCUCCGACAUGUCCAAACCCACAACCUCGGGCCCCUCCGCGGCCACCAUCGAGGCACCUUCUACCGUUGGGGGCGCCGACUUCCUCCCCUCAGAUACACUACUCAACCGCUUCAAAAACUUCUACCGCAUGGCCACAGGCAGCAUGUCUCCCGAGGGCCAGCGCACCUACUGGGCCGACGCCGAUGAGCGCUACUCAGCGCUAGACUGCAAGCGCUGCGAAGACAAUCGCGACUACCUGCUCAAAUACUCUCCGAUCAUCCGAUACAUGAGCGAGAACAUCCGGCGGCUCGGCGGUGAUAUCAACAGCAGCAACAUUCGCUGCCGGACAUGCACAACGGGCAUGCUCGGUGGCUUCGACCACCGCUACGGCAUCAUGUUGUGCGCCAAUUGGGUGGAGAAGCGCAAUAUGUUGGAAGACGUGCUGGCGCACGAGAUGGUGCACGCCUAUGAUCACCUACGCUUCAAGACGAAGCUGGAUCAUGAAACAGACUUGAAGCACGUGGCCUGCAGUGAGAUUCGCGCGAGCAAUUUGAGUGGGGAGUGCAGAUGGUCGAAUGAGUUCUUCCGGAAUAAGAUCAUGGCUUUCACGACGCAUCACCAAGACUGUGUGCGGAGGAGAGCGAUACACAGUGUGAAGAAUCGGCCGAAUUGUGCGGACGAGAAACAGGCGGAGAAAGUGGUCGACGAAGUGUGGCAGAGUUGCUUCAGGGAUACGAGGCCUUUUGACGAAAUAUACAGGUGA
Cyphellophora europaea CBS 101466 is the source of this 753-nucleotide messenger RNA. RefSeq lists its product as uncharacterized. Gene Ontology annotation, molecular function: metalloendopeptidase activity. The coding region runs from base 1 to 753 and encodes 250 amino acids. Gene Ontology annotation, biological process: mitochondrial protein processing; mitochondrial proton-transporting ATP synthase complex assembly. The transcript has a single exon. Lineage: Eukaryota; Fungi; Ascomycota; Eurotiomycetes; Chaetothyriales; Cyphellophoraceae. The record is from RefSeq and is a predicted model, not a curated record. Gene Ontology annotation, cellular component: extrinsic component of mitochondrial inner membrane.